UGCUGUGUUUGAAGUGUAAGCAAGAUGGCGAUUACCAGUACAAAAACGUGUCUACUCUAGCAGUUGUGAAGGAAACGUUUGGUUAACUUCAAAUAACUCUAGUUUUUAAUGAGUAAAUCUGUCGCAAGUGGAAGAAUAGAUAAUAGGAAAUCUUCUUCAAAAAAGGAUUCUUCCGGUCCAGUGAUGGCUCCGGCAGUUUUGGUAAAUGGUAAAGCGGAAAACAAGAACUUGAAAGUGUCGUCUAAACAAAAUUUAAAGAAAAUGGACCCAAAAGAUCAAGAGCUUGAUAAAAAGCGAGGGCCCAUUGACAUCGCCGCUUUAAAGACGCAACUCUCUUCUGAGGACCUUUUCAUUUCUAGCCUACUGACCAAUAUUCCAACUCAGGGUGUUUCUACAGUACAAGAUCUCGAUGGUAACAAGGCUGGUGAUGACCACAACAGUUCUACCCAGAAAUUUGACACCGGGAACCGUGCUUCCAAUCCUGAAGAACUGAAAGAACGUCUAGCAGCUAAGCUCUCACAGUUCACAGGUAAAAAACUGGAUUUGUCCGAUAAGAAAAUGAAAACGAAACUUAAACGGAAAUUAGAUAAAUUGGAGAAGAAGAAACUAAAAAGGAAAAAUAACAAGAUGAGGUCCAAAAUUGCAAAACUUGCACAAGCUACCAAGGCAGCAUCUGUAUCAUCAACCUCUUCACUUACAGAGUCUGUCAAAACAGAAAUUCCUGAGCCAACCGUAACAAGCAGACCACCAAAGCCAAUUUUCAACAGUGAAGGUCGCAUGGUUUUCAGCAAAUUUGAUUUUGGAGAGUUGACAACUCCAUCACCAAUCCAGAAAAAGACCACCUUAGAUCCAAAGGCAGCACUCAUUAAAAUUAAAAAAGUGAAAGAAAAAGUCAAACAUUUGGAAGGCAAAGGUGAAGUAGAAAGAGCAAGGAGUAUUGAAGAGAAACAAGCAUGGGAAGGUGCUCUGCAAAGAGCUGAGGGUGUCAAGGUGAAAGACAACGUAGAGUUGCUGGCAAAAUCGAUUAAGAAGCGAGAAAAAAUGAAGCAACAAAGCAAAAAGAAAUGGGAUGAACGAAUCGAAGCGCAAGAGAAGAGAAAAGAAGACCAACAGAAGAAGAGAAAAGCCAACAUCGGGAAGAAGAAGACCGAGAAAAAAGAAAAGAAACUUAAUCGAUUAGCGAAAAAAGGCAAAUUUAUCGUAUGAUUGACCGACACUGAUUCAUGGAUGAGCCGACCUGUGUCCUAUCGUGUGCAAGCCGUGUCGUGAUAGUUUUGUAUAAAAAUAUACUGGCAUGCCUUCCAUGAUCGUGGAAAAUUUGAAGAAAAAAAAGUUUUGGAUUCAUUUUGAAGGG
Messenger RNA from Daphnia carinata, 1354 nucleotides. RefSeq names its product surfeit locus protein 6 homolog. Lineage: Eukaryota; Metazoa; Arthropoda; Branchiopoda; Diplostraca; Daphniidae. The transcript is spliced from 3 exons. Gene Ontology annotation, biological process: ribosomal small subunit biogenesis; ribosomal large subunit biogenesis. Bases 109 to 1206 code for a protein of 365 amino acids. The record is from RefSeq and is a predicted model, not a curated record. Gene Ontology annotation, molecular function: DNA binding; RNA binding. Gene Ontology annotation, cellular component: nucleolus.